AUGAACAAUCUCUUCAUAUUUUCGAUUGUUAUUGGCUUAUGCAUUGGCGUAAGCAAUGCUUUUCACGAGAUAGGAGAAAGCAAAGUCGUGUUAAGCAAUCAAUUGGAACACAGCAAACUCCUCAAAGUUCAUUGUCGUUCCAAAGACGACGAUCUUGGGGAGCAUAUUUUGAAAAUUGGCCAAGACUACGAGUUUACUUUUGGUGAUAACAUUUGGCAAACGACUAGUUUCUCAUGUCAAAUGGAUCAGGGUCCUAAUUUUAAGCAUCACCUAGAUUUUGUGGCAUAUGAGACUUCGUGGAGCAAAGCUCUUGAAGCUUCGUGUAAGUGGAUAGGUAGAGAAGAUGGAAUCUAUUUUUCUCAAGAUGGAGUUCCUCCCACCAAAAAGUACCAAGAUGGAGUUCCUCCCACCAAAAAGUACCAAUGGGAUGAUCCUCAUUGA
This is a messenger RNA of Arabidopsis thaliana (thale cress), 441 nucleotides long. RefSeq names its product Plant self-incompatibility protein S1 family. The record is from RefSeq and is marked reviewed. Lineage: Eukaryota; Viridiplantae; Streptophyta; Magnoliopsida; Brassicales; Brassicaceae. Gene Ontology annotation, cellular component: extracellular region. The coding region runs from base 1 to 441 and encodes 146 amino acids. The transcript has a single exon.